CACAAACCCUAAACUCUAUUAGAGAUUUGAGCAGUUUUUGAGCAGUUGUACCUUCUGAGUUCGGGUGCACGAAUUUAGAGGAGGAUUGUGUUAACCUUGGGGGGCGUUCGUAACUUGAGAGCCUGUACCGGUAGUGGCGAAAUUCGCUUCUAAGUCAGUGGCCUUCAUACCACGGCACAAUCAUUGUAAUCCGGAGAUUAUCGAUCAAGUAAAGUACGUUAUUAAAUAUUUCUUAUUUAUUUGAUUUCAAUAGCCUUAUUUCUUACAAAAGACACACAAUGUGAAUAAUGUAAAAGUUAAUAUGAUGCGAUAUUCGUAACACGGAUGAAAUAUAUAGUAUUUUCAAAGAAAUUAUGAUUGAUUUUAUCCGACCAAUUUGACCUUACAUUUAAUGACUUGGGUUUAUUGGUUUAGUAUUGUUAUAAUAUACACUUACCAAAAACUCACCUACAUUUAAACUUGACCUAGGUUAGCACGGUAUUUAACAAAUACAUUUGUGAAAUUUUUUUAUGAUAAGGACAAAUUUUACAUUAGCCGCGAAUAAUUUAUACACAGUCACAUAAUCGGAUAUAAUCAUAUAUAUAAGGAGUACUUUUAAACAAAAGACGGUUAAAAUGUUAAAACAUACGGAGUGAUAAUGAUUAAAUUUUGGCGAAUGCGGAAAAUCAACCACACAACUUCUUAAGUGUUAUGUGCAAAUUAGCUUUUUAACUUUUAACUGUAGCAAAUUAACCACACAAUUGUCCUGCAACGUGUAAUUUACUCCCUAAUAUCAAUUUCCGGCCAAAUACCACAUGAAAACAUAAUAGUUGUCCACUAUUUAUGAACCAGGAAUUAACAAAAAGAAGAAUAAUACACUCGUUAAUUCCAUGUACAUCUCAUAUACCGCUUCAACAAAAAAUUACAUCUCAUACUGUUGUACACGUACAUUUUUUAUAUGAUAAACAUAUAAGACCAAAGAAUAUGGCAGAAGAAUCAAACCACUGUAGUUUUGUUCUUUAUCAUCAAAUGGUUUUAUGGGUACCAGAGUAAUUGCAGACAUGGACAAAUCCAGAGGAUGAAAAAUAGGUAGAAGAUGAACACUUGAGAUGAAAAAUACUGAGGAUUUUAAGGGAGUGAGAAGCGGAAAUGAUACUAAAAACCUGAUAAUUCACAUUUAUAAAUGGGGAAAAUAAAAUUAUGUAAGUUUUCCGACAAUUAUUGUGGUUUCUGGAUGAUUUUGGUCGGAAAAUGACACGAGGGAGUAAAUUACACUUUGUAUGAUAGUCGUGAGGUUAAUUUGCUACAUGUAAAACUUAGAGAGCUAAUUUGUACAUAACACUUAAAAUUUUGAAUAUUUAAAAUUCGAUUUUAAAACCAAGAUUUCCUUCAAAUUCAAAAUUGAGGAAUCUUCGAAAUUAUACUAUCGCGUAAAGUUAAUUAGAGGUACCCUAAAUAUCUUCAUUAUUGAUUCAACAAUUUUAGAUUUUUUGGCACGCAAGGUAAUUUUCAUUAAUCAAAGGAAUUCAUUACACAUACUUCAAGUCAAGAAGGAAUACCUUGUAGCAAACACAACACCCAAAAACCAAUCUUUAUAACAUAAUGAAAUAAAGGUAGAAAAUAAACAUAGCUACAUUACAAACCAGUUUUCAGAUUAUAAAACAACUACAUUAGCAUCCUUUACAUCUGCCAUUGAUCACUUGUUUCCUCUCCAGCGGGCUUCUUAUUUGAUUUUCUUCAAAGUCUGACACUGCAAAUUUGCGAAAUUGCAUUAUAAUAGCCAACUUCACCCAUCUUAUAAAGGUAAGAUAACCAAAAAAACAUAAUAAAUGUAAGAUUCAUGUACUCCGUGUUAUUUUAAGACAAAAGCUACUAUACAAACAAUUGAAAACAAAUAAAUGGUGCACACAUAAUUAAAUUCCUUACAUUUAGAAUGCAUUUUAUUGCCAUAGGGAUUAAGAAAAAGAAGGGAAAAAAAAAGCUGAAGAUGCAUAAUUAAAUUCCAAUAUAUUUCAAACAAUAGAAAAAAUCUUCAAGCUCUAUUGAUUCCAAGUUUCCAACAUUUUUUUUUGUUGGGAUUCUCCAAUUUCCAUGUUGUAAAUGGUAGAGAAUCUGGUUUUGGAUCCUAUAGAGUUCUAAAAUAACUCUACAAGGUAGAGUUUGAGCAAUAUCGACCAUUAGAUGAAAAAUCAAUGACUCAUAUAUUAUCUUUCGAAAAUCUCCCUUAUUUUUUCUCAUUAAUAUCCACCUAGCUAUUUUCCCUUCCCACUAAUAUGAGCCAUUGAUUAUAAAAUGUGUGGUUUAGAUACAACUCUACCUUGUAGAGUUUUAUUAAAACGCUAGAGGAUCCGGACUCGUAGAAUCUAUACCCAAUCAAUUUAAACAAACUGAAUUGAUUCAAAUUGCUUCCCCUCUAGACAAUUCCCCCAACUGUAAUUUAAUAAUUGUCCUUCCCAGUGCAUGGAAAUCUAAUUCCAAUGUGAACAUAUUUUUAGGCAGAUGAUACAGUUAGUCUGGGUCUAAGAUGAGUGGACUUAGACUGCAAUAUGAUUAGGACAACUCAUCUAUUAAAAAUUAGGUUUAGGGGGGAAAGGGGAUGUUUAAGGGGGGAAAUAAUUUCACUAAUACCGCCAUCAGUGUCUUCUUGAGCGAGAUUUUCAGCGCCCUAAUCCUUCACCAAAUUAGCCCGCUCAAAAUUUCACCCUAAAAAAAAAAAAUAAAAAAAAUAAUUCAUUUUGACUUUUCAACACUUUGCUCUGUUACAGCUUUCGUCUUCUUCGUUUACAGGUGAAGUUCUUGAACUUAAUUUCCUCUUAUAAUUAAUUUUUUUUUCAUGAAACAUAUUUGGCUGACCAUAUAUUUGGGAUUUUUUGACAUUCAUGAUAGAUGUAAUAGCUCCGAUUUUAUCUGUUAUAAAUGUUAAUCAACAUUUGGUAAAUGUUUGUUAAUUUAAAUGUCGGAAAAAACGGUAUAUUGGCUGUUAAUGACGGAGAAAACAAUGUUGUGUUUGUAAUUUAAUGGAUUAAUUCGUAUUUACUACCUUUUAAAUACCCAACUUUUGAAAUUACUACCUUAUGAAAAUUUUAUUUUAUUUUACUACCUUAAAGUUUCAAUAUUUUUUGUUUACUACCACUUAACGGUUUCCAUCCACAAGUUCCGUUAAAUGGGCCCACUAACAACUUUAAUUCUUGUUUCCCUCAUUUCUUUCCAUUUCUUUCACGAUUUGUCCCUCUUCUUCAACCUCUGUAUUUUUCUCCCUCUUCUUCACCUUCCUCCUUUGGAAAACAUAUAUAUAGAACAACACAACUCUUUCGACAACCUCGAAUCCACCCGAUUAGAGUGGAGAAAUCAGAGAGUCCCUCUUCUUAAUUUCUGUGUUUUGUUAUACUCUUAAGUCUUAACCAGUUAACAUGUAAAAGCAUGUAUCUUUAUCACAUGAUUAAAACCAUUUAACAUAUACAAUCCUGAUAAUUCAGCAAACGAGCAGUUCAAUCAACAAAUCAAUUCAUAACCAACAUUGAUUCAUAAAAAACCAGCAUUUCCAACAAAAACUAAACCAUCAAAAGCAUCUAUUAACCGAUUAUAACUAAGCAUAGUUGCACAAACAAAUUCAAAAGAAUCGUAAUUCCCAAUCCAGCAUUUCGAUUAAACUAACGAAUCAAAACCCCUCAAAUUUCCGAAAUGUUCCUGAAAUUAGCUUUCUCUUUCAAAUCCAAAGCUCUUGAAUUCUUCACUGAUGAUUGUGAAAAAUUCUAUCUCCUUGGUGGUGAUGAUGUCAGUAAUCCCGAUAAAUUCAUCUCCAAUUAGAAAGUUGUGGUAAUGAAGCCUGACCCACAUCAAGAACCUUCUCUAAUUCCUCAGAAAGGUAAAGUUACACAGUUUAACCACACCCUAAUUACUUCAUUAUUUGCUUCAAUUUUGUCGUUUGAGGCUUCUUAUCUUCAGACCCUUUAUGAAUUUAAACAGUUGUAUAAGAAUUAUUACCAAAACCCUAAUUUAGAACUCCAAGUUAAUGAAAAUCAGCAUAAGCUUAGGGCUAUGAAGUUUGUAUUUAACCGUUUGCAAUGUGAAAACGAUGUUAAGGAUGAUGAGGUUUCAGAUUUGAGGCCAAAACUAGAGGAAUUGAAUCAGGUGAAUUCAAGGUUGUUGAAAAAGUUUUCAUGUUCUCCAAAGGAGGAAGGUGAAGAAGAGAGAGAAAAUUACAGAGGUUGAAGAAGAGGGAAAAAUUAUAAUAGGUGAACAUUAAAGAGAAGAGUGAAAUCGGGAAAGAAAUGGAAAGAAAUGAGGGAAAUAAGAAUUAAAGCUGUAAGUGGGCCCAUUUAACGGAACUUGUGGAUGGAAACCGUUAAGUGGUAGUAAACAAAAAAAAUAUUGGAACUUUAAGGUAGUAAAAUAAAAUAAAAAUUUAUAAGGUAGUAAUUACAAAAGUUGGGUAUUUAAAAGGUAGAAAAUACGAAAUUUUCCUAAUUUAAUAUUUAGAAAAAGUUUGUAUUUUAUACAAUUUUAUUUAAUUAAAUGUGUAUGUAGCAUUAAUAUUAUAAAAAGCGUACAGAAUGUUAUAAUAAUUAAUUAAUACUGACUAUGUAUGAAUCAUUAAUUAUUCUUGAAUACUUCUAGUUUUGAUUAAUUUAAAUAUGUAUACCACGGUGCAAUGGUCGAUAUCAAUCUUAAUGGUGAACCAGAGCCUGAAGAUGGAACUAUUGUGAACACUACUAAGUUGAACUCCCCUACCGUUGGAAUGUGUUUUCCUUCGGGGUACGAAUUUAGUGAAUUUUGUCAUCGUUAUUAUUUUGAGAAAGGUUUUGAGAUGUUUGUGGGUAGUAACAUUAUAAAGAAGGAGUACAAGGAUAAGGGUGUUUCUAAAAUAGGAGUUGGAGAACUUGAGGCUCGGCCGCAUAUGAUGGAUAGAAUAAGGUUAAAAUUUAAGAAGGGAGGUGUUAAAAAAAGUGCCGGGUCUAAUGUUACUGGUUGCAGAAUGUUUGUUUAUGGUAUAGUAAAAAAUGGAGUGUUCGUAGUUUUUAGUUGUGAUUUAAAUCAUAAUCACCCUCUAAGUCCCGAAUGUAGUAGAUUCAUGGUUAAUUAUAGAAGCAUUGAUGGACCGACAUUUGAUAGGAUAAUGAUAAAUGAAGGGGGGGGGGGGGGUGUUAGCAUCAGUAGAAACUUCGGCACUCAAUUGAUUGAAAAAGAUGGUUUUGACAAUAUGACGUUUAACAAAAAGGAUGUGAGGAACGCCAUAGCUGUUGAACGUCGUAAAACAAUGUUUGAGAAAGGAGAUGCUGCCGGUGUUGAAGAGUAUUUCAAAUCACAACGAGAAUUGAAUUGCGAUUUUUAUAGUUCUAUGCAACGAGAUGAAGAUGGUAUUUUAAAGAACGCAUUCUGGUCCGACGCGCGUAGUAGAGGACUUUGCAGAUAUUUCGGGGACGUGAUUAGUUUCGACACCACUUUUACUAGCAAUCGGUAUCGUAUGCCAUUUUCUCCCUUUUUUGGCGUCAACCAUCAUAGUAAAUCGAUAGUCUUCGCUGCCGCUUUAAUCUCACAUGAAGACAGUGAAACAUUUGUUUGGGUGUUUGAGGAAUGGCUGAAGUGCAUAAAGAAGCCUCCCAAGGGCAUUUUGAUCGAUCAAGACAAGGCAAUAGGUAAAGCCAUAAGCAAAGUUUUCCCCGGUGUUCCACACAAGCUUUGUUUGUGGCACAUGUUACAGAAUGCUUCUCGCAAUCUCGGCAAGCUUACAGAUUGGAAAAGCAUUGAUACACUCAUCCGAACAACUGUCCAUGAUAUGCUUGAUCCUAAUGAGUUUGAUGAGGCUUGGUGCCUUGUGAUGGACAAAUAAAAUCAAUGUGAUAAGGGGUGGAUGCAGGAUGCGUAUGAUAACCGUUGGCAAUGGGCACCAGCCUACAACAGAGGCACAUUUUGGGCUGGAAUGUCAUCAACCCAAAGACGUGAAGGUAUGAAUCGUUAUUUCAAAAUUCAUCUAGACUUAGAAUGUGGAUUAGUCCAGUUUAUUAAGAACUACGAGUUUUGUAUGAAUAUAAAGGCAGAGGAAGAGAAGGAGGAUAAUUUUGAUAGUAUAGAUACGCCUCCUCAACUUGAUGUUGGUAAGAGUGUGUUAGCCGAGUAUGUUUUCCAUAAGUUUUACACGAACGAGAUGUUCGCUGAUGUUGUGAAUGAGCGUAAAGGUUUAACCCACACAAAUGUUACAAAAACUGAUUCACUAGGGUCACUUGUAUUGUAUAGAGCAGAUGAGAAACUAACCUCCCCCCAUUGGAGGAAAAGGUUUUAGAGCUAUAACGUUAAAGUAGAUAAGGUUAAAGGGGAGCUAAGCUGUUUAUGUCAGUUGUUUGAAUUUAGAGGUAUUUUAUGUAGGCACAUAUUGAAAGCCAUGGAUGUGGAGGAUUUUCAAUUUGCAGCGGAGAAAUAUAUAUACUAGAUAGAUGGAGGAAGAAAGUUAGGUCAUACGAGAGAAUUAAGGUUUCAUACUAUGAUCCAGAAGAAUCUAAACGGCUAGCAAAAGCUAAAGAGCUCACUCAAAGGCAUAAUUAUUUGAAAGAAUUUGCCAUGCAUAAUGAGGAAGCCUACAAGUUGUAUACGGAAGCUACUGAUGUACUUAGGAUAAAAAUGGAGGAUGUGGUGGGUAUUCGAAAGACUGGCGAUGUAGGGGAUAAUUCCAUUUGUUGGUGGGAUCCCGAAGCACGCAAUGUGUUUGGUCGUCGUAGGCUACUCCUAUAAGAGAGCAUAAUGGACGCGCUCUGAAAAGGAUAGCUCAACCUGCUGAAGAUGGUGUGAUUAAAACACCCGUUGAUAAGAGGCAUGUUGGUCGACCGAAGAAAGGUGCUUGUUCAAUUUAUGACAAAUUCUAAGAAGAACCUAGCAUCUACGCACGCUAUGAUUGCAGCUAAUGAGGAACUUAUUAGGUCUACCUAUGGGCAUAUUCCUAGCUACCGGGCUAGACAAGAACACGCGAACAAUGUUCACGACGCACGUGUAAAUCCUUCCUACAAUGGACCCGUGUUAGAAAACAUUCCUGAAAGCUCUCUGAUUAAUUUGUCUGAAGGUUUAUCUCAAACUUUUGAUUACGAUGCGUUUGUAUGGUGCAAAAGAUCUGGAGGCCGGAUGACGUUGUAGUUGUUUUUAGUAAAUUAGUAUUUUACUUGUUAAAAUGAGGAUCUAAUGAUAAG
Molecule: messenger RNA, 7154 nt
Organism: Spinacia oleracea (spinach)
Lineage: Eukaryota; Viridiplantae; Streptophyta; Magnoliopsida; Caryophyllales; Amaranthaceae
Product: protein FAR1-RELATED SEQUENCE 5
Exons: 3
Coding region: 4631-5809 (392 amino acids)
Source: RefSeq, a predicted model, not a curated record